AUGCACAUCCACGACGUUCUGAUUGUCGGUGCUGGCCCAGCUGGUCUGGCGGCUGCAGCACGUCUCCGCGAACACACACCAUCAGCGACUUUUACCGAUGAUGAACACCAGAGAUACCAUUGGAUAAAGAAGCAUGGCCGAAAGAUGAAUAUCAAGAAUUACCGGAGGAACAAGGACUCAUUGCCAACGCCGCCUUCAACGCCAUCUAAUUCGGACUGUGGAUGCGAGCAUCAGGAAUCGUCAGAAGAAGCAACGGACAUGCUGGUUCUCGAUGCUGAUGGAGCAGACUGGAUGUCCAAGUGGAAGCGACUGUUCAAAACAUUCCACAUCGACUACCUUCGCAGCCCAAUGUUCUUCCACGUCGAUCCCGCUGACCGAGACGGGCUGCUCGCAUACACGUACGAACAAGAAAGGGACAAGGACAUUAUGGCUUUGCCUAAUAUUGCGGGCAAAGAAGUCAGCAAGCACAAGAAAAAGAAGAAGCUAAAGCAAGGCAGGUUUCUCGGUGGGACACCCGACGUGGACGAGAGAGAUCGAAAAGACUAUUUUACGCCAAAGACGGAUCUGUUCCAUGCCCACUGCAACGAGGUGGUGCGGCGGUAUCGCCUUGGCAGCGAUAUGAUCCGUCAAGAAAGCGUGACCGAUAUAGCAUACGGAGAGAUGGCAAAGUUCGCGGAUGUUGAGCACGAUAGCGUUCUAUCGGAUGAUGGCUCGGAAGACGACCAGAUGAUAUUCCGCGUGGCAACUGACAAAGGCGUCCGCUUCGCCCACGUAGUCAUCCUCGCCAUUGGCCCUGGGAACGCCCCAUCGCUACCCCCUGUGCCCGGCCUACCCAGUGAACGCCCGCACGAAGGUUUCUCCCACGCCAUGCAGAUCAAGCAGUUCCCUGCGCCACACGUCGUCGCCAAGAUCCAGGCUCGGCAAAACACCAGCCUGCUUAUCAUUGGAGGCGGCCUGACGAGCAUUCAGCUAGCUGAUCUCGCGCUCAAGCGAGGUGUAAAUAAAGUUUGGAUGCUGAUGCGCGGACCGCUCAAGGUAAAGUAUUUUGACAUUGACCUGGACUGGGUCGGCAAAUUCCGGAACUUCAACCAAGCUGCGUUUUGGACUGCGGAUACAGACGAAGAACGAUGGGAAAUGAUCAUGGUUGCCCGAAACGGCGGCAGCAUGACACCCCGGUACCGCCGGAUUCUCGACACGCACAUUGGGAACGGUAAGAUUGCUCUACAUACGCACACAACGCUCGAAUCGGUAUCUUGGGACCCUUGUUGCAAGACUUGGUCGUGCGAGACGUCGUCGUCGUCGCAAGCUGGUCUCCCACCGGUUGACUACAUUGUGUUUGCCACGGGCAUCCAGUCAGAUAUCCGCACCAUACCUUUUCUGCAGACGAUCCAGAAACAGCAUCCGAUCAAGUACGUUGGCGGCUUGCCUUGUCUGACUGAGGAUAUGAUGUGGAACAAUGACGUACCGCUCUUUGUUACGGGCCGGCUUGCUGGACUGCGACUAGGGCCCGGAGCGCCGAAUUUGGUUGGGGCCCGAAUUGGCGCAGAGAGGAUCGCGUGGAAUGUGGGGGAUGUGUUGAAGGGUUUGGAUAGGUCGCGACGUGGUGUGGGCGACCAAGGCGAUAGUGAGGAUGGGAAUGAUGAUAUGAAGUCGUAUGCUGCGGCUAGGGAUAAUCGGUUUAGUAGUUUAGUUGGGGUGGAUGAGUGA
Bipolaris maydis ATCC 48331 is the source of this 1707-nucleotide messenger RNA. The record is from RefSeq and is a predicted model, not a curated record. NCBI's taxonomy places the organism in Eukaryota, Fungi, Ascomycota, Dothideomycetes, Pleosporales, Pleosporaceae.